UCUCUGACUUCACAUCCGUCUAUCUUGUUAUGGUACGGGAAGCCCAGUGGAAACAACUACUACCUGUCCGGACACUUUCUGUGUUUAAAUCUGAUCUAAACUCUAAAUCAAGCAGUUACCUGGGGUGGAGAUGGAAAUAUCCAUGGAGGCGGAAGAUGGAGAGCGCAGAUGGGAACACUGGAAACUUCUGUCUAAUCUUAAGACAACUGUUGAAGGGCUGCUGUCGACCAACAACCCUAAUGUUUGGUCCCGCUAUGGGGGUCUUCAGCGCCUGCAUAAGGACAUGAACAACAUCCUGGGCCAUGGCCUCAAACACGAACAGAUUUACUAUAAACAGAAAGACUAUUGGCGUUUCGUGUGGUGUGUGCGGUAUCUCUGUCCUCAUCUAGCUCGUCAUGUAGAACAGUUCAGUCAGUUGGAGCCAGUGUUGAGCAGUGGCGUUCAGUGCUUCGGCGAGGGUUAUAAAGCUGAGCGUUGGCUUUUACACAGUCUCCAAGGUCACAUCUUAUCUGCCCAGCUCAAACCACUGCUGCAACAUAGGACAAACACACAGAAAUAUUACAAUGAUGGGGCCUUCCUGUUGAGUGAACCACACGUGUCUGCCAUGUUCCAGUGUCUGGAGGCGGUGGAGCAGAAUAACCCUCGGCUGCUGGCUCUCAUAGACACCGUCAGGCUUUCACAUUUGAAAGAGUCUCCGUUGGGCUUGCUGAAGAGUCAGAGUUUGUGUUUGCUGCCCGGGGCCGCUGGAAGCUGGAGGCCAGCGGACAGCUCUCAGUCCCAGAGGCUCACCACCUCCCAGAGCUGCCUUACAGAGAUUCCCAAAAACCCCCACUCCAAGAGCAGCUCAGAUGUUGCUCCAUCCAGCAGUACUCAGGGUGCUCCAUGGGUGUGUGGUACAGGAAAUCAGGACGCAGGAAUCCCCCAAAUCUCCUUUACUGAGCCUGCCUUGCCCGCUCCGCCUGAGAUCCGGGAUUGUGUGGAAGUGGAUCUGGAUGACGGCCCAGAAUAUCUGGCUAUUGGUAAUCUGGGGAAGCACAAACGCCGCGACUCGUCCAGCUCCACUCAGAGCAGUGAACACAUGGGGACUCAGGGAGAUACCCAAACUCCUUUGGCCCCACCCCCACCACGCCGCUGCUCUUUCUCAGAGGCUCCGAGGACUACAGGGCGGAGCUCAAGGGGACACAUCCGGUCUCUGUCCGACACGGGCGUCACGCAGAAACUGAAAAAUGGAAGGGGUCACAGGAAAAUCACCAUUAUUAUCGAGGACCCCGUCGCAGAAUCUGUUGCGGCUACACCAUGUUUGAAGAGCUGUGGCCCUUUCUCACCCCAGAGCAGCGACAGCAGCACCCACAGUUCACUUUAUAUGGAGUCUAACAACAGCCAGUACAACAGCGUCCCGGACGGAUUGUUCCGCAGACCGUCCGAGGGUCAGAGUCUGAUCAGCUACCUCUCCGAGCAGGACUUCGGCAGCUGUGCUGAUCUGGAAAAGGAAAACGCCCACUUCAGCAUCUCUGAGUCCCUGAUAGCGGCCAUCGAGCUGAUGAAGUGUAACAUGCGCAGGCCAGCAGAGGAUGCUGAGGAAGACGGCGACAGUGACUCAGAAAUCCAGCAGCUUAAACAGAAAAUCCGCCUGCGCAGACUGCAGAUACGGCGAACGCGGCAGAAGCCACCGGUUUCCUCUAAUAAUCAGGUCCCAUCUGUUGAUAGUGGGGGCUCACAGAGGAGCUCCCAGGAUUCCUUUCAUGCCUCUGACUCUGGCUCGGAUAGAGAAGUGGAGGACAUUGAGCUUCUAGAUGGCAAUGAUGGUCAGUCCCUCCUGGCGGUGUCUCAGAGCGGCCUGUCCCUGUCACUCGCGUCCCUCUUCUCAGAUGCAGACAUCAAACGCAGUGCUUCCAGCAGCAGAUCCUUCCUCAGCUCAGACUCCAUCUCUCCAUCCAUGCUACAGUCCAAUUCGGCAGAGUCUGUGGCUAUGGGUCUCCUCAGGCAGUUUGAAGGCAUGCAGCUGCCCGCUGCCUCGGAGCUUGACUGGCUGGUUCCAGAGCAUGAUGCCCCUCAAAAACUUCUUCCAAUGCCAGAUUCUCUUCCUAUUUCACCGGAUGAUGGCGAACACGCAGACAUUUACAAAUUACGCAUCCGGGUCCGAGGAAACUUGGAGUGGGCUCCUCCUAGACCACAGAUCAUCUUCAACAUUCACCCUCCUCCAAAGAGGAAAGUGGUGGUAGCGAAACAGAACUACCGCUGUGCUGGCUGUGGCAUUCGCAUCGAUCCAGACUAUAUAAGGAGGCUGAGGUACUGUGAGUAUCUGGGCCGGUACUUUUGCCAGUGCUGUCAUGAAAACGCACAGGCCGUAGUGCCAGGAAAGAUCCUUAGAAAGUGGGACUUCAGUAAAAGCUACGUCAGCAACUUUUCCCGGGACUUACUGGCCAAGAUCUCAGGAGACCCGCUCUUCAACCCAAACGACAUCAACAGCAGCCUUUACAAGAAGGUCAAAGCCCUGGAGACAGUGCGCGCAUUGAGGGAACAGUUAAACCACAUGAAGAAUCUCUUAAAAACUUGUCGUUUGGCUAAGGAGGUGCUGGAUCAGUUUGACACACUUCCUGGACAUCUGACUGAAGACUUUCACCUCUUCUCUCUCAACGACCUCACCGCUGUACGUAGCGGCAGUCUGGCCCCAAAGCUACGCGACCUGCUCCGCCUCGGCUCCAGCCAUGUCACAGACUGCAUGCUCUGCCAGGCCAAGGGCUUCAUUUGCGAGUUCUGUGGAAAUGACAAAGAUAUUAUCUUCCCCUACGAGCUCAGCAAGUGCAUACGUUGUGAUGAUUGUCGUGCGUGCUAUCAUAAGACCUGCUUUAAGGCUGGGAAGGAGUGUCCUCGCUGUCUGAGACUUGCCGAGAGGAGAGAGCGGAUGGCUCGCAAGAACAUGGAGGAGCUGGAGGACAGAGAGGAGGACGAGGCAAGUGGGACCUAGCACAUAGUACAAGUAAGAUUUCAUGAGAGCACAACGGAACAAUGAAUGUAGAGACUGAUAUUCAGCAGAACUUUUCUUGAUUCCCGUCCCAGUCCUGCUGACUGCAGCAUAAUUAAUCAUUAAAGUUACAAAGAGUUUUAUGUGCAAACAAUAAGCUUCUACUUUUAAGGAUUGCUGCCUACAGCUAGAAAAUUGUACUGAUUUUUAUGAUCUGCUAUGUUUUUGUUUGCUUCUUGCCUCCGUCCUUAAAAAUCAAAUUCGUUUUAAUCAACUGGGUGUUGAGUCAUAAACUUUUAUGUGUAUGAAAUAACAGUCUUGAUGUUUUUCUGUGUGUCCACGUUUUGUUGGUUAUAUUUAUUAAUGUAUCUUGUUGUGUGCCUCAUUAAUGGCUGUUCAUUUGUAACGAUGAGAGACGGAGAAGGGCAGCUGAACUCUAGCAAGUCUUGCACAACCUUUGUUUUCUUAGAGGUUUCUAGAAGUGUCAGGUUCAAACUUAAUGUGUUGAAGAUCAAAGCUCUUAAGACAAUAGGCCUUGAGUGAAAUGACAGCAAAAUUAAUUUCUGUUAUUGUAAAGAUCAAUUAAUUUUAAUACAACAAUGGACCUCAUUCAAGUGAAAAAAAUUGUGAAAACAACUGGAAUCGAUUGAAUGUAUUUAACUGAAUACAACAAUUUGGGCGAUUAAGACAGAAAUUGUUCUGUUUGUUCGUAAAACCAUUUCUACAUAAAUGUUAGUUUUGCAAACAUUUUAGCCAGAAACCAUUCUUGCAUAAGUUGUUUUGGUUUCAUGAAUAUUUUAGCCAGUAAGUAAAAAUAGUAGGUUCGUGGGAGAAAAGCCCAUUCAAAUAGAGAAUUUAUACAAACUAGACUUGCUUAAAUUCUUUUUUGGUUUUGCAAUUUCAUUGUUUUGCUCAUUGGUUAUAAUCCCUUCUGAAUUCUUUUGGUUAAAUGAAAGAUUUUCACAGAAGUUUGUUGUGCUCUUUUGUAAAACCAUUUUUUUGGGGUGAACUUGGUCAAAUUGUACUGAAUGCAGCAAGUUGCGUAAGAAUGGUUUUAUGCACAAUUUUGCACAAAAGUUCAAUGUCCUUGUGCCUAAAAUCAUUCCUCCAUUUCGUGAGGGAUUUAGGCAGGAUUUUUUUUAUUUUUUAUUUUUUUUAUUUUUUUUGAUCAUUCACAAAAUCUUUUCUGUGAAAGUUGUUUUUGGUUUCGCCAAAUAUUUUAGCAAGAAAUUUCUUCUGCUCACAUGUGUAGUCUUUCUUGCUUAUUUUUUUUUAAAGAAUUUAUACAAAUUUGUUCUGCUUGUUAGAAAAAUCCAGACAUAAAUUUCUUUUGCUCUGUAAUUAAGAACACAUUCUUCCAAAAUCCCUUGGGUUUUAUGAACGAUUUACUCGGAAGUUUCUUGUGCUCUUAUAAAACUGAAUGCGUCAACUUGCGAGAAUGCUUUUACAGACAAUUUCAACUGAAAUUUUUUCUGCUCAUGUUUCACAAAUGAGGCCCAAUGCUGGUCUUUCAUUUAAAUUAAAGGCCUUUUUGCUUUAACAUUUUGCACCUACCAAAAAUGGCACUUUGUUUGUAUGGUUUCCUGUUCUUAAAUAGACAAAUCAUUUCUUGUUGGUUCUUUAAUUUGCACUAGUUUGAUGUUUGUUUGAACAAGAACUGUAAUAAUGUUUGAACUGGAACAUCAUUCCAACAUCUCACAUUCAGUCCAAAAUCUAAAAUGGUCUUAAACAGUGGUUGUCCAGUGAAGUUGCUCAUGCAAAAAGACUGUUGUACCAAAGUGUUAUUUGAUUAAAAGAGUUUAUUACAUUGGUAAGUUGUAUUAUAAUUCAUUACAUCAUACUGGACCUAAGUUAGUUGGAGUAGAUAAUGGAAUAUGUAAAUGUAUCUAAAAGAAAAUAUAUUCAAGACGCCAUUUGUUUGCUGCUCUGAGUAUUUCUGAAGCAAUAACAACCAUGUACUUUGCCACAAGCAUUUAAUAACUUGAAUGCACUGACCUUAAACUUUAUGAGAUUGAAUGAAUGAACAAACUUGCUUUUGUAUGGUUGCUUAUGAGCUAUAAUAUUAUGUUUAUAACUUUUUCAUUUGAUCCUGCUGAUGAUGUGUCCACUUGAGCUUACUGUUGUAAAAUUACUGAAUUGCCUUUCUUAUUCAGGGGUCUUUAAUGCACUAAUUGAGAAAGUGUACAUAUAUAAUUUCUUAUUGUUAUAAAUACAUAACUGACAAUUAAAGAUGUUUAGACUGUC
Ctenopharyngodon idella (grass carp) is the source of this 5209-nucleotide messenger RNA. It is a transcript of the gene rubcn, whose product is annotated as rubicon autophagy regulator. Gene Ontology annotation, molecular function: phosphatidylinositol phosphate binding. Gene Ontology annotation, biological process: negative regulation of endocytosis; negative regulation of autophagosome maturation. The record is from RefSeq and is a predicted model, not a curated record. Gene Ontology annotation, cellular component: late endosome; early endosome. Lineage: Eukaryota; Metazoa; Chordata; Actinopteri; Cypriniformes; Xenocyprididae. The coding region runs from base 131 to 2968 and encodes 945 amino acids. The transcript has 22 exons.